GACAGGCCCAGCAGGCAGACCCAGGGAGGUGCCUCGGAGUGGCCGGUGGGCCCGAGGCUCCAGCAAGGGGCAAGGUCCAUCCCUGGCCCAAUGGGGCAGCAUUGGUGGCCACGGCCCAGCCCGAGUCCGGGCAGCAUCAGCCCCUGGCACCAGGGAGGCCCUGGUGGCCCUCACCUCCCAGAAGAGCAGCUGCCGCCAGUGUCCAGGGGAUGACGAAUCCCUCCUCUCCAGGCCACCUAGAGGAGAAGGCCGUCCCACCUGGAGACCAUGUGGGGCUCCCAGGAGCUACUUCUGGUGUGGUUUCUGGUGCUGGCAGUGGGUGGCACCGAACACCACCUCUACCGGCCCAGCCGCAGGGUGUGUGCCUUCGGGGGAGCCAGGGGCCCUGUCCCCGAGUCCUUUGUGCAGCGGGUGUACCAGCCCUUCCUAACCACCUGUGAUGGGCACCGGGCCUGCAGCACAUACCGAACCAUCUAUAGGACCGCCUACCGACGUAGCCCUGGGCCAGCCCCUGCCAGGCCUCACUAUGCCUGCUGCCCCGGCUGGAAGAGGACCCCCGGGCUCCCCGGAGCCUGCGGAGCAGCAAUAUGCCAGCCGCCAUGCCGGAACGGAGGGAGCUGUGUCCAGCCAGGCCGCUGCCACUGCCCUGCAGGGUGGCAGGGUGACACCUGCCAGACAGAUGUGGAUGAAUGCAGUUCAGGAGGGGGUGGCUGUCCCCAGCGCUGUGUGAACACCGCAGGCAGUUACUGGUGCCAGUGUUGGGAGGGGCACAGCCCAUCUGCGGAUAGGACACUCUGCUUGCCCAGAGGAGGGCCCCCCAGGGUGGCCCCAACCCCCACGAUAGAAGCUGCAGCUGGUGCUGGCUCCGCUGCACAGCCUGGCCUCACGGGCCCUGGAGCACGGGCUCCCCGACCCGGGCAGCCUCCUGGCCCACUCCUUCCAGCAGCUGGACCGCAUCGACUCUCUAAGCUCCUGCAAGAAGGAGCUGUGAUUGGCCCAGCCCAGGACCCCUCACCCCAGGCUGGACUGAGCCUGCACCCCACCCCUCCCCACUCUGCCCUGCAGCCCUCCCUGACAUGCUAGAGCCCAGAUGCCACUCCUGGCGGUGACUGAGCAGGAGGCCAGAAGGGCUCUUACUCAAGACUCCUGGGACUCAGGUGGUGGGAGGGUUGGGGACCUCUGCGUGAAUCCACCCCUGGCAACCCCUGGAGAGCUUUCCAGGGCCUGGUGCUCAUGGCCGAGGGAAGGUACGAGGGCUCCCACACAGAGCCCAGGACCAGUGGUCCUCACUGGGCAGUCUGCCGGGAGAAGGGGUGGGGGCCUGUCCCCGGAUCUUUGUCAGAAUAAAAUGAGACUUGA
Messenger RNA from Galeopterus variegatus (Sunda flying lemur), 1359 nucleotides. It is a transcript of the gene EGFL7, whose product is annotated as EGF-like-domain, multiple 7. Gene Ontology annotation, molecular function: signaling receptor binding; calcium ion binding. The coding region runs from base 268 to 1083 and encodes 271 amino acids. Gene Ontology annotation, biological process: anatomical structure development. The transcript has 9 exons. NCBI's taxonomy places the organism in Eukaryota, Metazoa, Chordata, Mammalia, Dermoptera, Cynocephalidae. The record is from RefSeq and is a predicted model, not a curated record. Gene Ontology annotation, cellular component: extracellular region; cell surface.